AUGAUAGAAACGGAGCGCGAGGACUUCGAACGGGGUAGAAAAUAUCUGGCUCAGAUUAUGGGUGAAGAUCCAGAUACUUUCAAUCAAGAAAAAAUCGACGAAGCGAUUGCUUACUUGUUCCCUUCUGGUCUUUUCAGUCACAGAGCCAGACCAAAAAUGAAACCACCUGAAGAAGUGUUUCCAAAGAAGAAGGAGCUUCAGUGCGAUUCCACUGGGAGACCGUUGCAUAGUCUGUUCUACACCAGACGACCUCACUACUACGCCAUUAUGCAUGAGGCUGUUUAUCAUUUGGAGGCGUUAAAAAACGAAUGGGAUUCUAUGUACAUAAACAAAGAUCAUAACCCACUGAAAACUCGCAAAGAACUGUAA
Echinostoma caproni is the source of this 369-nucleotide messenger RNA. The record is from the annotation of a GenBank genome assembly. Lineage: Eukaryota; Metazoa; Platyhelminthes; Trematoda; Plagiorchiida; Echinostomatidae.